Molecule: messenger RNA, 1062 nt
Organism: Malassezia restricta
Lineage: Eukaryota; Fungi; Basidiomycota; Malasseziomycetes; Malasseziales; Malasseziaceae
Exons: 1
Coding region: 1-1062 (353 amino acids)
Molecular function (GO): protein binding
Source: RefSeq, a predicted model, not a curated record
AUGUCAGAAUCCGUACCUGCCAAUGUGCAGCAGCUGCGAGCCAUGUUCGAAGGGGGCGAUACAUCUACUAACGCGACGCAAAGCACAGAAAAUGAGGCGUUUAUUACGAAGCCCAGUCUAAAACCAAAGCCGGCGCACUUGUCCAAGGCUGCUGACCGAGCCGGUGCGGACUCGGCCAAGUUAUCUGGGGACAAGCCUUCCGACCCCCGGCAGGGCAUUCAGGCAAGUGAGGCAGACACCCCCAUCCAUGCACAAAGCAGUGUCCUAAGUACAGAGGCCUUGAGUGAAAGUGAUUCUCAGGAAAACGCUACAAAUGCACAAAGCACAGGCAAUGAGCGAGCCUCUAGUUUGCCUUUGGAGUCCAUUCAGGCACCCAUGUCAAAUAUGUCCCUUUCUGACGAUAAAAUGCAGCAUGAUCAUGUCAUAUUACCAGAGCCGCAUUCACCCUCUCUGGAAAAGAGUCCUGCAAACGAGGAUCCUGCCUCCACUGAAGUUACAGAUACCAACGCUUCUCAAAGUACAAAUCGAACACCAAUUAAUGUAAACGUAUCGGAGAAGAAAUGCAAGCCACAGCUUCCACCUCGUCCUCCCAAACCACAUGCAGAGAAGUCAGUGGCAUCAUCUUCAUCAUACGUCGCUCGACGCCCGGCUCCAGCUCGUCCAGCCACAAAACAUUCAUUGCAUGCUAGGACUCCGAGUGCGGCGGAUGCGGAAGGAACUCAAGCUACCGCUAUGCGUGCUGCACCACCCAGUUCCGGUCAGGUACCUUCGCGCUAUGACAUAUGCUUUGACUCCAUUUGUACAGACUCAUCGUCUCCUAUUGCCCGUUCUGGUACCGUGUAUGAAGUAUGGAUGCGCAGUGGCCUGCCUCAAGAUGAGCUGGCAGCGAUCUGGAGAGUUGUGGCUGGCAGCGACCCGACUAUCGAGGGUCUUUCGCGUACACAAUUUACAACAGGUCUCCGCACAAUUGAUUCUUAUCUACGUCGCGAUUACAUUUUGAGCAGCACCGCAUCAGGUCCCAGCCCCGCAUCUGCUGCCCCUGUCUUGCCGGCGCGCUCUUAA